Messenger RNA from Phytophthora nicotianae INRA-310, 1597 nucleotides. RefSeq lists its product as hypothetical. The record is from RefSeq and is a predicted model, not a curated record. The transcript has a single exon. The coding region runs from base 91 to 1212 and encodes 373 amino acids. Lineage: Eukaryota; Oomycota; Peronosporomycetes; Peronosporales; Peronosporaceae. Gene Ontology annotation, cellular component: fungal-type vacuole membrane.
GAAAAAUUUCUCAUAAGUGGUGAACAAAAUUGCUCUUUCAUUUUGAUAUUUGCAGAGAAUCCAAACUACAACGAGAAGGACCUCAAGAUCAUGGAGGCCACGUCGCCCAAUGCUCAGACACCGUACCGUGAUCCGUCGUCCGUGAUACUUAACGACAGCAUUGGUGUCAAGGAAAUGAAAGAGAGCGAAAGUCACGAUGUUCUUCUGGGACCGGACGACAAACCACUCAAAAAGUUUCUGUGGUGGCACAUGACCAAAAAGCAAAGGAUUCUCGUCAUCCUCGGACUGAUCCUGUUGUUGCUGGUCGUUCUACUUCUCAUUACGUGGUUCGCCAUUAUCCCGGCCGUGAUCCGACACUAUGCCAAGAGCGUGCAGAUGAACCUCAACUACAUGGACAUCGUGAAGAUCCCGGACAACAGGACCCUCAACGUUGAUAUUAAUUUGAACAUCCAGCACGACGUGGGCAUUGCCGCCACCACAGAUAAUACAACGGUCUCGUUACUCUUCGGUGGUGCUGUAUUCGCGACACUGCCAUUCCCUGGACUUGAUAUCAAGACUGGAUUACAGGACUACAACAUCACUAUCGUCACCGACAUGCCCCUUACGGACCUCAACGCGUUCAACGCCAUGUCCGUCGCUCUUAUGAACGAAGCUGAAAUCAUACUAAAAGCCUCUGCUUCGCUAGAUAUUCACGCAUUGGGUAUGUCUUUCGACGUCGAUGACUUCAACCGUGACCUGCCUCUCGAGGGCUUCACAGGCUUCACUGAUCCGGAGCCCGUGAUCGAGAAUAUGGAGCUCACCACGUGCACAUCGUCAGAGUAUCUGGUCAACAUUAACGUGACACUGGAUAACACGGCUCGAGUAGGACUGGAUGGCAUCGGUGUGCUCAACAUGAGUCUGUACUACGGUCAGCAGUAUUUGGGCUACGCGCUUUCGCAAAAGCCUGAGUUGGGCAUUCCUCGUGGCGUCAGUGAACAGUCCUUCGUCAUCACGAUAGAUGCUGAAGAAGUCUCUAUUUCUUCCAUGGUGCUGUCGGCUUUGGCUGGCAGCACGCAGUUCUACAUUGUGGGGAACAACCCGUACGUCACGACGCACGGUCAGUUCUUGGAAGCGCUGAGCAAUGUGAACAUGAGUGUUCCAUCAAGCAGUGGGUCACUCACAGAAAUGAAUAUCGGCUCAUCGUGCAGCCUCCUAUCGCUGCUAGUCUCGUGAUAACUUGUCAGCUGACCUAACACCGAGAUAUAAUGUUUAUUGAUUUCACCAACGUCGAGACCGCUAAACCUGCGCCGGUCUUGUCUUCCUACGCUUUACUCAGAGACUGAGGCUUUUGGUAGAGUUGGGAGUCAGUUCAUAGAUAAGGUUCCGUCACUGCUCUUCCAACUCGAAGACGAGACCAGUUCGUGAGCUGUGCACUUUCACACAUGUAGAACAUGCCGUUUGUGUGGAGUAGCGCGAGGUUUCCAUCUCCUUCUUCUCCGUUUCUAGUUAUUUUUUUUCUAUGAUGAGCGCUUUACUUUGUCUCUAGUGUACACGAACCAUCAUUGUACGAAAACCCCAGUCAAAACCUUAUAAAAUAUAUGUAUUAGCUGUUCACACC